Lachancea sp. 'fantastica' is the source of this 1242-nucleotide messenger RNA. NCBI's taxonomy places the organism in Eukaryota, Fungi, Ascomycota, Saccharomycetes, Saccharomycetales, Saccharomycetaceae. The record is from the annotation of a GenBank genome assembly.
AUGUCGUCGAGAAAUUUGAUGCCGCCGGUGCGGCCAAGACGUACCUCCUCUGUUGGAGCCAUUAAUCUUGGCGAUACGAAAGUUCCCGGAUUGUCAACUUUGAGGGAAAGCGAAGAAUCGAAAACAGCCGCUAAGGCUCGCAUGCGUGCCCUUUCUGAGUCCUCUAGGGGCGACGCUGAUUUGUUGCGCAAGUUUAUGCUGACUUACCGCGAAAUGAGCUACAGACACACAUGGCUCACUCCUUUAAUCAUCUUGGUCGUGGUAUAUGGUGCUUAUUUCACGUCGGGCAACCGGACUGAGUCCAAUCCUCUGCAUGCCCUUGUAGCCAUCUCAUAUCAGGUGGGUGACACAGACAUGUAUGGCAAGGGUAUCCGCGACCUGUACUUUGUGUUUUUUUACAUGAUUUUCUUCACCUUUUUACGCGAGUUCUUAAUGGAGGUCGCUUUGCGUCCGCUCGCACACUGCAUGGGUAUCACAAGCAAACACAAAGUCAAGCGUGUCAUGGAACAGACCUAUUCGAUUAUCUAUUACGGUAUCUCGGGGCCCUUCGGUUUGUUCAUCAUGUAUCAGACGGAUCUCUGGCUAUUUGCAACUGCACCAAUGUACGCAACAUACCCUGAUUUGACGAACCCAUUUCUGUACAAGGUGUUUUACCUUGCCCAGGCUGCUUUCUGGACUCAACAAGCAUGCGUUUUGGCUCUUUUACUCGAAAAACCCAGAAAGGAUUUCAAGGAGCUGAUUUUUCACCACAUCAUUACGUUGUCAUUGAUUUGGCUCUCUUAUGUUUUCCACUUCACAAAAAUGGGACUUGCCGUUUAUAUUACCAUGGAUGUGUCAGACUUUUUCCUCUCGCUAUCGAAGACGCUCAACUAUAUGGAUUCUUUUCUCACCCCUCCGUUUUUCAUGUUGUUCGUGGCAAGCUGGACGUAUUUGAGACAUUAUGUCAACAUCAAAAUUCUUUGGUCAGUUCUUACUGAGUUCCGCACUGUGGGGAACUACACUCUGGACUUUGCAACUCAACAAUACAAAUGUUGGAUCUCCUUGCCUAUUGUCUUUGUUCUGAUUUUCGCUCUUCAAAUGGUGAACUUGUAUUGGCUCUUCUUGAUCUUACGAAUCUUAUACCGUUUGCUAUUCAAGGGCAUUCAAAAGGAUGAGAGAAGCGAUAGUGAAUCGGACGAUGAGCCAGAAAACCCUCCAAAUGCAUCAAUUGAGUCUGAGAAGAAUUCUAAAAAGGACAACUAA